AUGAAAGCUAUUCCAUAUUGGAUGUCGCGGUUAUGCCUGCUGCCGGCAAAAUCAUUAGAUGCCACAGUAGGCAAAAGCCGCCUUCGACGGCAGGCUCGAACUAAACGGUUGCAAAGGGAGCAUUUACUCGUCUCGAUCACCACUCUCUAUCGCAAGGUUAAGCAGAUACCCUGCCCAACUUUGAGUGACGAUGAUAUCUCCAAGUUAGAACUGGAGAUUAAAGAGCUUGACCUCACAGACGGAGGUCAGACUACGUGGCUACCUUUCUUCCAACCAUUUUCCCGGGAAGAUCUGCAGAAAUAUCCGAUUUCAGAGGAUGAAGUUACACAGUCAUGGCUGUUAGCACAAAAUGGAGGGUGGCAUGGGUCUCCAGCGGUGCGCAGAGACCAGACCUCCCUGGGGGACUUGGAGGUACUCUGGCGUCCUUUAACAAAUGGCGAUAUCGAGAGAUUUGAACCGUGGAUGUUCAAACCCUUCUACUGGAACAUGAUAUUCUCUGAACGCAACCCCAGGUUCUGCCCCGAAAGCUCAUGGGAGGCACGAGGGAAAGAUACGGCUCCUCACCUCGUCUUCACGCUGAAGACUGAGUUAGUCAACGAGGAAAAACUGCUUCGCAGCGAAGUGCUGGCAAUCCUGGUAGCCAUCGAGACUCGACUUACGAGUGAGAUCUUCAAGGAUCAUUUGAUCAUCCCGAUCAUGAUUAUCUCUUUCAUGGGACAGCACGGCAGGAUCAUCCAGGCGUAUCACGAUGGCAACAAUCUCGCCCUUCGUAAGAGCAAAUUAUUCGAGUUCUUCAACGCUGAAACAUCGCCCAUUGACCUCUUUUCUCGUUUCACCAUUAGCAAGCGAGUUGGGAAUACUGGCGAACUGCCCGAAAUUGUAAAGAAAGAACAAUCAUAAAAGAUGCCAGACAGUACAUGUAGUUGCAUGGACCCUGAAAUUAAGACCUGAAUGGCUGAAAGGUAUGGAGGAAAAAUUGCCAUCCUUUGUAUGAAUGUCUUUUGGCGAAGGGAUCAAGGUCGCCUAGGAAGAUUUGGCUGUGUGAGUCUGUUUGGCAUUUUGCUACAAGUCUAGUUGAUUACAAUUGAUGGGGGUAUAGAGAUGUGG
Aspergillus wentii DTO 134E9 is the source of this 1107-nucleotide messenger RNA. RefSeq lists its product as uncharacterized. Lineage: Eukaryota; Fungi; Ascomycota; Eurotiomycetes; Eurotiales; Aspergillaceae. The record is from RefSeq and is a predicted model, not a curated record. Bases 1 to 900 code for a protein of 299 amino acids. The transcript has 4 exons.